AUGCUGGUCAGAGACUAUUGCUACUGUACAUACAUCGACAAGGAUAUCGAAGACAACAAAUGGCCAAGAACCCCAUCAAGACUACACCUUUCCUCGUGGCCUACAGAAGAGAAGCCAUGGAACCGCGUUCAUGCUGACUUUGCAGUUGAUGGAAGAAUGUUUCUUGUACUCGUAGACGCCUGCUCAAAGUGGCCAGAGAUUAUUGAAACGUCAUCCACGACAUCUCGCUCAACAAUCAAGGAACUCCAACGAUUAUUCUCACAAUUUGGCUACCCGGAAACUUUCGUCACUGACAAGGGACAUCAUUCACGAAAAUGCACCUGA
This is a messenger RNA of Cooperia oncophora, 324 nucleotides long. The record is from the annotation of a GenBank genome assembly. NCBI's taxonomy places the organism in Eukaryota, Metazoa, Nematoda, Chromadorea, Rhabditida, Trichostrongylidae.